Dendronephthya gigantea is the source of this 1568-nucleotide messenger RNA. Its product is annotated as leucine-rich repeat-containing protein 51-like. Gene Ontology annotation, molecular function: protein binding. The transcript has 4 exons. NCBI's taxonomy places the organism in Eukaryota, Metazoa, Cnidaria, Anthozoa, Malacalcyonacea, Nephtheidae. Bases 168 to 770 code for a protein of 200 amino acids. The record is from RefSeq and is a predicted model, not a curated record.
CCUGACGUCGCCAUGACAACGCCGUCGGUGGUCUCCAGAUAGAUACGAAGAAUUGCUACGAAGCUUCUUCAGAAAUUGUUGUCUUUGGUGGUGCACGGUCCAACAAAGUUUUAUACGAGGACGAAGAAUAACAUCAACUAUGCAAGCUUUCCCAAUUAAAAGUGAUCAUGAUGUCUAAAAGCAGAAUAAGUUCAACAUCGCAUGCCAUUGAUACGAUAAACAAUUCGGCACCACCGCUGGAUUAUUCUUUUCGAUCUCUGGCGGCUUUUGCAGAUGUGCUCGACGAAGAACCAAGGCCAUGUUUGCGAAGUUUGUUGAAACAAGAGGACACUAACAAAUAUAAAACGAAUGCUCUGCGCUUGAACAACAAUGCGUUAACAAACUUCAAUGGAUUCGAGGAAACGAUGCAAAACCUUCUUGAAAGUCCGUCUCAACUUUCGUGGCUGGAUUUAUCAUUCAACUAUCUCACAGCAAUUGAUAAGGUGAUACUGGGCUAUCCCGAGUUAAAGGUUCUGAACUUACAUGGUAACGGCAUUGAAAGGAUGGCAGAAAUCGAUAAACUUGCAUCAUUAAGUAACCUACGGUCCCUAACUGUACAUGGUAAUCCAGUGGAGGACACCAAGGGUUAUAGAGAUUACAUCAUCAACAAAAUACCGCAGCUCGAAAAACUGGAUUUUUCCAAAAUAACCAAGGCUGAUCGAGAAUGCGCCAAAACGAUGUCAAAACUUUCUGGAAAGAACAAAAAAGCUGUAAAAGCAGGGGAAACAUGAAAAUACAUGACAAGAUAUGAAUGAUCUGUACAUUACAUGUUAUAUGAAUUACAACUGAGCAACUUCUAAAAUGUGUGUAUACUUUGUAUUAAGAGAUAUUUUAUACACUAUUUAUAUGUGCAUGAUUUAUAAUAGAAUGCGUUGUAGCUAUAAUUAUUUAAUAUACAUGUUGGUUUUAUCUCUUAUUUCCACUGUAUUCUAAGUACUAUUAAAUCAUUAAGUCGACGAUUGCGUAACAGGCGGUCUUUAAAAAUCACUCCCGACGCUUCCUCCCAGCCAUCUUAACCCGGUUUUCCACUAGCGAUAAUUUUCGCGCGAAGUAACAUUUUACUUUCAACUCUCAACUGCAACCAUCUGGAACGAAUUGCUCAAAUACAAAGGAAAAAAUUCGCUUCGCGCGAAAAAUAUCGCUAGUGGAAAACAGGCAUAAAGUCGGUUUUCAAAUAGCGAUACUAGCUAGGGAUUAAGAUUCACGACGCGGCCAGCUCGAAGACGCACUUGCAAAACAAAGAAACACAACACGUGAGACAAUAGCUAUACCUAUGUAUAACUUGUAGUAGUUGUGGUCCCAGAACAGCGUUGCCAUACUCACGACGCCUUCAAAUGAGGCAAUUCCACAGCUUCUGGAGGACAUGAUUGCAGCAAAGUGAUAGCUGUAUGUUUUACAGCUUAUAUAUAUACAGUAACUGCAAUGUAAGCUAGAAGUUUGUUGACUUACGACUAAAACUAACGCGGUACAGCCAGUACUUCUUUACCAAUAACAAACUAUGGCAAAAAGUAAAAGUAUGGCAAAAAAAA